AAGAUAUUAAGAAAGUGAAUAAUAACAUAGAGAGUUCAAUAAACUUUCUGACAGAAUAAAAGAAAGAUCUUAAAUGGAAGUUAGAAUAGUUAGAAAUACAAGGUGGACUAGACAAAGACUAUAUUACUUUAUGGAAGACAAAAUUGAGGAUCUACAGCGGGGUAUUCGAAAAGCAAACAUAGAAAUUAAAAAUGUGCCUAAAAAACCGCAUGAGGACAAGCAUGAUCUAGUGAAAAUGGUAGUAAAGUUAUCGGAAACUAUAGACUGUCAAAUAAACAAAAACGAUAUUAAAGACAUUUAUCGAGUGCAAGUAAAGUAUAAGAAAGAUAAACACAACACGAAUUUACCAAUAGUUGUAGAGUUAUCGUCUACCAUUCAAAAAACGGAUUUUUUGAAAAUGGCAUUGUCUUUUAAUAUAAGACACAAGGAGAAAUUACGUGCUUAACAUCUAGGUUAUACUACUAUUGAAAAUGUACCUAUUUAUACCACUGAACAGUAGGGAUGCCCAAAAAAAUAAUUU
Diatraea saccharalis (sugarcane borer) is the source of this 520-nucleotide messenger RNA. Lineage: Eukaryota; Metazoa; Arthropoda; Insecta; Lepidoptera; Crambidae. The record is from the annotation of a GenBank genome assembly.